Molecule: messenger RNA, 1180 nt
Organism: Colossoma macropomum (tambaqui)
Lineage: Eukaryota; Metazoa; Chordata; Actinopteri; Characiformes; Serrasalmidae
Product: thymosin beta-11-like
Exons: 3
Coding region: 144-275 (43 amino acids)
Biological process (GO): regulation of cell migration; actin filament organization
Cellular component (GO): cytoplasm
Molecular function (GO): actin monomer binding
Source: RefSeq, a predicted model, not a curated record
GAACUGAGGCGUGACGUCACGGCCCGAUUUGCAUACUGCUCUGUAUAUAUGCCGCGCUUGCGCAUUGACGCGCUACAGUGCUGCAACGGAGAGUUAACGGAGAAUCUCAACGCUAACCUGACUGCCCUAGACACUCAACAAUCAUGUCUGACAAGCCAAACCUGGAUGAGGUCACCAGCUUCGACAAGAGCAAGCUGAAGAAGACCGAGACCCAGGAGAAGAACCCGCUGCCGUCUAAAGAAACCAUUGAACAGGAGAAGCAGGCGGCAUCAUGAAGCCCCCAAGCCGCCAUCAUGCACUGUGCACACCCCCUUUCCCUGCAUUGCCUUCUUUUCAUUUACUUCUUUUAGCUGUAUAACUUUGUAACCGAAAUGUUGAAAAAGAAAAAAAAAUGUUGAAAAAAAGAGAGCAAACCUAAAGCUGCCAUCACUGUUGGAUGGAAUUGAAAUCACCCUCCGUCAACAGCCAGAAGAAUCACCGCCCCCCUUCUCCAACCCAGCAGCGAAAGAAAAUGCUUCCAACUUUUGGAGCACAUAUCUUGGAUCCAUCUGGUGUCCAUGGCGGGCUACCUCGACGUUGGCCUCGGCUAUUGGCGUAGAGUACGAAAAGGGCAAAGGACAGGGGGGGCGUGGCCUUGGAAUGUGGACAUUUCCAAAUUUUCAUCAACCAAUCGAGGCGUGGCUUUAUGUCGACAUGUGACCAGCUCACCAAUUUAAAGGCGUUGCAUUUUUUUGUUUUUAAAGAAAUUGAGUUUUAAGAUAAAAUGCACAUUGUUUGGUUUUUAUGUCGUCAAUGAUUAACACCUACUUGUUAGUGCUGCUUCAGGCGAAUGCUUUUUUUUUUUGAUCGAGACAAAAGAGGAAGAGGAAAAAAAGGUGGGACCAACCUAGAUCGGGAAACACUCCUAAGGAACAUGAGGGUUAUUUUUAAAAUUGAUUGUGCCCUUUUUGUAAGUGUGUGGUUUUUGGGGUAGCUUUUUGUGUUGCACCCUAUCUCGGUUGUCUUAUUGUAUGGAAGCUAUCAUUUCUCGAAAUGAAAAUUCCAUGUGGUCGCUUUCAGCUGUAGAUCAAAUUUUUUUUUCUUGGGUUUCGUACAAACUCAGCAACCAUGUUAUAUUGCCACAAACCAUUAUCAAUAAUGGAAAACAAAUGUUGUAAUAAAACCUUUGUUAUCAAACGGC